Messenger RNA from Amyelois transitella, 498 nucleotides. RefSeq lists its product as uncharacterized. The record is from RefSeq and is a predicted model, not a curated record. The transcript has a single exon. Bases 99 to 329 code for a protein of 76 amino acids. NCBI's taxonomy places the organism in Eukaryota, Metazoa, Arthropoda, Insecta, Lepidoptera, Pyralidae.
AAGACAGUUGGAAACAUUAAAGAAAAUAAGAUUAGGAAAUCAACAACAACAUUGCAGUUUCUAUCUUCAUUUGUUUUUAUUAAUUUAAAUUUUCCAAGAUGCCUACGCCAGAAAAGAAAGUGUUGACCAACCCAGAACAAAUCCAAGAACAGCCAGUUAGGGAAAUCACGCAAACCGACCAUUUGAACAAGAAACUAUUGACUUCGUUGUUCAACAGGAUGAACGAAGUGGACAGCGAAGGCGGUAACUCUCUGCUUGCAAAGAUGUUGGAACCAGACAAUGAUGAUUUCGACGACGAUUUUGAAGACAGAGAAGAGAAAAAGGACUAGGAAAAAGUGUUAAGAUUGCAAAACAUUUGCUUGUAAAUAAGUGAUAAGUUAUAUAGAUCAACUAUAGUAUAUAUUAUUGUUGUGCUUGCUAUUUAUCUGUAAUAAUGAAUGUUCUUACAUCUAAAUAUAAAUAUAUAAUAAACGCAUUAUAAAUUUAUUUGUUGAGUCA